Cottoperca gobio is the source of this 1155-nucleotide messenger RNA. RefSeq lists its product as uncharacterized. The coding region runs from base 67 to 1155 and encodes 362 amino acids. Gene Ontology annotation, molecular function: dynein complex binding. Gene Ontology annotation, cellular component: dynein axonemal particle. NCBI's taxonomy places the organism in Eukaryota, Metazoa, Chordata, Actinopteri, Perciformes, Bovichtidae. The transcript has 9 exons. The record is from RefSeq and is a predicted model, not a curated record.
AUCCGGAACAUUGAACGGUAACUUCACAGAAACUCUUUAUUAGUUUGUUAUUGUACUCGCUUGUAAAUGGACCUGAAUCAUUCGUCGUGUUGGGAUUCAAUUCUGGAGAAGGUGAAACCACAUAUACCGUCCAUCGACUCCGAUUCUUCAUCAUCCGAGAAUGAAGAGAUUGUCACCAUAUAUCAAAGACCAGCUGGUCUUUCCCUGGAGGUCCCUGAACACCUCUUUUCAAUGGAUGAUGAUGAACUAGAGGAGCUGAUGAAAACAUGCUGGCAGGAAGAGAGUGUAAAGUUGGAUGAUGAUGAAAUUGUACAGGGGGCUGCUGCACUUCAGUGGGGUACACGCCGCUCUGAUGCUGAUGUUGAGGCAGAUGCUUGUGAGAGAGGUAUUGUGAAGGUGAAAGGAGCCGAGCUGGAUGUCGCCGUAAAACCAAAAGUGGACAACAUAAAAUCUGAUGAGGGUUUUCCUGUUCUCUCAUUUGCGAGGCUUGACAAGUGGGAUUUGGAUGAUGUCCUUCAACAUCUGGAAGAGGAUGGGCUGCAACGUGUGUCAGCUGAACCUUUGGAAACACAUGCAGGUUCAACACAAUUCUUGUUGACAGACGGUGACAGGGACAGGUCACAGGGGAAUAUAAUGGAGAGACUAGUUGCUUUCUGUAACAGCCAGUCAUCUAAGUCUAUGUCAGAGCCCGUGGAAAGCCCACACCACAUUAGACAGAAAAACGUGUGCAACAAAUCAUCGGAGAGGAUGGAAGCCGAGCUGCAGCUGACCCACCAGGAAAGCCCCACAGUGUAUAUUGACCUGCGCUGCACUGAUCCUUCAAUAAAACCACCAAGAACAUCCACAAAUCUCUCAUCAGAGUCUAAAUCUCCAGCCAGACACAACAAUCGCCAGACAACACCACCUUCAGAGGAAGCCAAUCUUAAAGUGCAUGAUGCAUCACAGACGGGGGACAGGGAAGUGACUGGCAAGAGUAUGUUGCUUCAGAAAAUCAGGGAAAUGAAUCGAAAUGGGAAAAAAUAUCCCGAUAAAUAUACAGAUCCUCAAUAUUCAGUAUCGGAGAAUGAAGCAGAAGAACUGGAAGAGAAGCCACACCACCUGUCGGGAGUCCUGGCGUGGUUGGAGCCAGAGCUCACGGGAGGAGAAAACAUCUGA